Prorocentrum cordatum is the source of this 1739-nucleotide messenger RNA. The record is from the annotation of a GenBank genome assembly. Lineage: Eukaryota; Dinophyceae; Prorocentrales; Prorocentraceae.
GCCUUGCGGCGGCGCUGGAGGUGCCGCUGCUCGACCCCCCGGCCGUGGCACGGGCGGCGGUCGACGCCCUGCAGGUGCUCGUCAUGUCGGACCUCGAGCUCUGCUUCUGGCCGCCCCCGCCCGCCUCGGCCGCCGACGCCCGCGCAGCGCUCCGCCGCCUGCGGCCCUGCAGCCGGCGGCGGGCCCUCGUGGCGGCCAGGACGGCACUGCAGUCCGCGGCCGACGCCGCCGCGAGCGCCGAGGAGGCGUGCUGCCUGCGCGCCGCGCUGGCCGUGGCGCAGCGCGAGACCGACGCCUUCUGCAGCGCGCCGCCCACCCAGCCAGCUGCCGGAGGCGAUAUGCCGUUGCUGACGGGAGCCGAGGGCGGCGGAGUAUGGGCGCACCCGUCGCUGCGGUCGCGCCCGCUGCUGGACCGCGGUUCUGGGCUGGUGGCGGCCGCGGGGCCCAUCGGCGCCGGGGAGGACGUCCUCCGCGUGCCGGAGAGCGCGUUGCUCAACGUUUUCUCCGCGCUGCAGUCGCCGACCUUCGGCCCCGCUGGCCGUGGCCUGCUCGCGGCCGGCGUGCACGCCGAGGCCGUGACGAUGCUCUUCGCGAUCGCCGAGAAGCGGCGCCGCGCGGCCAUGGCGGCGGGGGAGGCGGCGGCCAUGGCGGCCGAGGCACCCUGGCUGGAGCUCCUCGCCCGCGCGCCGCCGCUGGAGGAGGCCACGCAGCUCGCCGCGUGGCCCCGCGAGGCCGUCGAGGCCCUGGGCAGCGAGGAGAUCGCCGGCGCGGUGGCGACCUCGGUGGCGUCGCUGUGGGACCUGUGCCGCAGCGCGAAGGACGCCGUCGCCGCGCUGCCCGAGGCGGCCAGGGAGGCCCUCGGCGGCCCCGUGGGCUUCGACGACCUGCUGUGGGCGCGGUGCCUCUUCGACGGCCGCGCGGUGGAGGUGGACCUGGAGGCGCCGCCCGGGCUGCGGGCCGAGGCGGGGGAGGCCCCGCCGAACGGCGAGGAGGGGCCAGCGCAGCAGUGGGUGCUCCUGGGCGGCGGCGUGGCGCCGCAGCAGGCCAGGGUCGCCUGUCCUCGGCGAGUGGUGUGCCUCGCUCCCGUGGUCGACCUCCUGAACCACAGCGCCAACGGGGCCUGCGCGCCGCCCCACUUCUGCCCGCAGCGGCGCGCCCUCGUGCUGGCCUCCAUCGCGCGGGUGGCAACGGGCGCCGAGCUGUGCCUCUCCUACGGGGCGCUGCAGAGCUGGGAGCUGCUCAUGUACUACGGCUUCUGCCCGCGCGAGAACCUACACGACCGCCUCACUCUCAGCCUCUCGCCGCCGGACGCGGGGCCCAGCGCCGCCGUGCGCGAGGUCCUGGCGAACCUGCACGGCGUCCCCUCGGAGCACGCCCUGCGCCCCGCGGCGGCCGCGGCCGAGGAGGUCGCGGCCGGCGAGGGCGAAGGGUGGGACCGGCUCGGCAUUGCCCCGCCCCAGCUCCUGCGGUGCCUCCGCCUGUUCCUCGCCGAGGACCCGGAGAGGGUGGACCUGAGCGCGGCGCCGGGGGCCGCCUGCGUGCUGGAGCUGGAUUGCCAGUGCCUGUCCGCCAUGGAGGCGCUGCUGCAGGGGAUGGCGGAGCCCUUCGGGCCGCUGCAGGCCCCGCUGCCGCUGUGGUACCCGCUGCACGGCGCCGCCGUGGAGGCCUUCCGCGCCUCGCAGCGGGCGCUGGUCGCAGCCAACGAGGGCGCGGUGGCCCGCCUGCGGGAGAGGCUCACG